Messenger RNA from Amphibalanus amphitrite, 2292 nucleotides. RefSeq names its product putative inorganic phosphate cotransporter. The coding region runs from base 374 to 2008 and encodes 544 amino acids. Gene Ontology annotation, molecular function: transmembrane transporter activity. Lineage: Eukaryota; Metazoa; Arthropoda; Thecostraca; Balanomorpha; Balanidae. The record is from RefSeq and is a predicted model, not a curated record. The transcript has 11 exons. Gene Ontology annotation, biological process: transmembrane transport; monoatomic anion transport.
GUGUGGCGAGCGCCCACGGGGCGGUAUAGGGCGUGGGCCCACGGGGCAGUGUGAGGCGUGAGCCUGCGGGGCAGUGCGCAGCCGGUGCGCCCGGCACGCUGGCCGCUCGCGGCUGAUAGCCGCCGCUCGGGGGUCGGGGGUCGGGGGUGGGUGGGUCCCUAUCAGCCGGCGGCACCGCGACGCGAUCAGAGACCGACGGCGGCGGUCAGAGUGGGCGCUGCCACCGCGACUGGGAGAUCCAUCCGGUGUCACCGGCCCCCGGCCCGCACCCCGACCGCCGGCCGCACCGCCGGCAACAACUGAGAGCAACAGACAGACGCCCGACCCGGACCGGGUGGCCAGACAAACCCAAACAGGCCUGCAACAGCACAGCAUGGUCUGGCUACUGCGCCAGAACAGCUCUUCUGGUGAGGGCGGGGGCGCCGACGGCGGGCGCCGGGGCGCCGACCGCGAGCCGUGUCUGCUGCACGAGAAUCACGCCUACUACGGGGCAGUGACGGACGGCUGUGCCGACGAGCUACUCACCCCGUCCGGCUGGGGCGCGCGGCACACACUGGCUGUGCUCGGCUGUCUGGGGUUCUUCGUGGCGUUCGCGCUGCGGGUCAACAUGUCGAUGGCCAUUGUGGCGAUGGUGAACGGCACGGCGCUGAGACUGCUGUCCCCCCACAACGACAGCGCCGGCGGCGGCGGCCGGCUCUGCACCGGAAACCGCACCUACCUCAUCGGAAACGACCUGCAGCAGGACGGUCCGUUCGUCUGGAGCGAGCUGACUCAGGGCGUCAUCCUGAGCUCCUACUUCGGCGGCUACCUGGUGUCGCAGGUGCCGGCCGGCCGGCUGGCCGAGCGGCUGGGCGCCGUGCGCGUGCUGGCCGUCGGCCUGGCCGCCGCCGGCCUGCUCACCCUCCUGACGCCUGUGUGCGCGCUGAGCGGCGUGCCCGCCCUGGUCACCAUCCGCUUCCUGCAGGGCGCCGCCAGUGGGGUCACCACGCCAUCCAUCCACUGCCUGCUGGCGCGCUGGGUGCCGCCCAACGAGAGGAGUCGUAUCAGCACCUUCGUCUAUGUGGGUAAGCAGCUGGGCACGGCGGUGACGAUCCUGAGCGCCGGUCCGCUGGCCGGCUGGCGCUGGGCCGGCGGCUGGCAGGCCAUCUUCUACGUGACCGGCUCCGUGACGCUGGUGUGGAGCGUCGCCUGGACGCUGCUCGUGUACGAGACCCCAGCCGACCACCCGCGCAUCUCCUUCCGCGAGCGCGUCUACAUCUACUCACUCACCUACCAGGGCUCCGGCCAGCGGAGUUCGGUGCCGUUUCCGUGGAGACGCGCGCUGAGCUGUCGGCCGUUCCAGGCGCUGAUCGUGACUCAGUUCUGUCAGAACUGGGGCGACUACCUGAUCAUGACCGAGCUGCCCACCUACAUCAGCACAGCGCUGCGCUACCCGCUGAACACGAACGCCAUGUUUUCGGCGCUGCCCCAGCUGGCCAAGGUGGUGUUUGCGCUCGGCGUAUCAUUCGUGGCCGACUGGCUGGCCAGGGGAAGUCGGCUCAGUCUCUCCGCUAACCGCAAGCUCUGGAACUCGAUCGGAAUGUACAUACCGGCGCUGACGCUGGUCGGUGUGUCGUUCGCCGGCUGCAGCGACGUGCUCGUUCUCACACUCAUGGUGACCACCGUGGGAUUCAACGGAGCCGUCCUCUCAGGGUACAACAUCAACCACAUGGACCUGGCGCCGAAUUUCGCCGGCACUCUGAUGGGCAUCACCAACUGCGUGGCGACGCUGGCCGGAGUGCUGGCGCCCUUCCAGGCCGGCUACGUCCUCAACCAACAGCCGUCGCUGGCCAACUGGCGAACGGUGUUCCUGACGGCGGCCGGCCUGUUGGCGCUGGGGAACACGGUGUUCUGCGCGCUGGGCUCCACCAGCCGGCAGCCGUGGAACGAGCCGACACCAGAACGCUGUCUGGUGCUCGACGCUGACGCCGAGGUGAAGAGGCGGGCCCGGCAGCAGGCGGUUCUCUGACGGCGCCACUCCACUGCCUGGAGCGACGUGGCGGGACACAUUUCACUAGUCAGAAGGAGGCGUUCCCGAGGUGCAAUGUCACCCAUAAACGCUCGGUCAUUAAAUCAAACUGGUAUAGUAUGUAGGGCGCUAUUUGUUGAACUUUGUUGAAGUGUCACCGUUGUACACAUAUCGAGCCAGUCGUUGUUUAGCUUGCCAAAGAUCAUAUUACUCAGACAAAAACUGGUACAUACCUAUAUAGUUUAAAGCGACUGGUUUGUGUAGAAAAUACAUAUGCACAAAAA